Messenger RNA from Rhineura floridana, 3929 nucleotides. Its product is annotated as neuropeptide Y receptor type 1-like. The record is from RefSeq and is a predicted model, not a curated record. NCBI's taxonomy places the organism in Eukaryota, Metazoa, Chordata, Lepidosauria, Squamata, Rhineuridae. Gene Ontology annotation, cellular component: plasma membrane; neuron projection. Gene Ontology annotation, molecular function: pancreatic polypeptide receptor activity; neuropeptide binding. Gene Ontology annotation, biological process: G protein-coupled receptor signaling pathway. Bases 341 to 1450 code for a protein of 369 amino acids. The transcript is spliced from 2 exons.
UGUGGGUGCCUCUCCUUCCCCCCAACCUGGAGCUCUCCGUUUCUUUAGUUGGGGGAGGGGGAAAGGAGCGAGAGGAGGACUCCCUAGCUGCUGCCGACGCAUUCACGUGUGCCAGGAGGCUGGUGCAGCAUCUCGCCGAGCAGAUCUCUCCGGGUGGAAGGAGAGGGAGAGGGAGAGAGGCUGCGGUGGCAGCAUGCGCGGCGCGGAGAACAAGUUCAGCCUCAGGACAAGUCCUGAGUGAGCACAGCAUCUCGUGAGCAGGGACAACUCCUUCCGCUGUCUGCAGCUGGCUUUAACUCGCUUCUCAUCCUUCCGUCCCUGAGGUGAACAGGGAGGUGCCAUGGAGCAGCUGAUGAAUCUCCUCUACCUCAACUUGUCGGAGCAGCAGCUUAGGCUGCUGGAGGAGAACGAGAUGUCUUGCAGUGACUCUGUGGGCAACGGCACCUUCCUGAUCGUGGCUUACAGUGCGGUCAUUGCAGUGGGACUGAUAGGCAACCUCUGCCUGGUGUGUGUCAUCGUCCAGCAGAAGGAGAUGAGAAACGUCACCAACAUCUUCAUCGCCAACCUCUCCUGCUCGGACAUCCUCAUGUCCCUUGUCUGCAUGCCCGUCACGGUCAUUUACACCCUGAUGGACCGCUGGAUCUUAGGAGAAGUCCUCUGCAAGGCCAGCCCCUUUGUCCAGUGCAUCUCGGUCACUGUCUCCAUCUUCUCCCUCGUCUGGAUUGCCCUGGAGAGGCAUCAGCUCAUCAUCAAUCCGACUGGGAGGAAGCCAGCUGCCAACCAUGCGUACCUGGCCGUUGCCUUUACCUGGGUGGUCGCCUGCUUCAUCUCCCUGCCCUUCCUGUCCUUCACCAUCCUGACCAAUGAGCCCUUUCAAAACUUAAGCCUUCCCAUCGACCCCUUUGCCAACCACAUGGCCUGCAUUGAGCACUGGCCAUCGGACCAGCACCGCCUGGCCUACACCACCUUCCUCUUGCUUUUCCAGUACUGCCUGCCCCUGCUCCUCAUCAUGGCCUGCUAUUUCCGCAUCUUCCUGCGCCUUCAGCGCCGCAAGGACAUGGUGGAGCGUGCCAAGGAUGGCUCCCGGGCCACCAGCCACAGGAAAGUCAACAUCAUGUUGGCUUGCAUCGUCGUUGCUUUCGCCGCAUGUUGGUUUCCCCUCACUGUCUUCAAUGCCCUCUACGACUGGGACCAUGAGAAGAUCUCGGUGUGUUACCACAACUUCAUCUUCUCCCUCUGCCAUCUCAUGGCCAUGGCCUCCACUUGCAUCAACCCCAUCAUGUAUGGCUUCCUCAACAGCAAUUUCCAAAAGGAAGUCAAGGCGUUGCUGUAUCGCUGCAGCUGCAGCAAUGAGAAGGACAAGUAUGAAAGCUUUCCUCUUUCCACAGUCAGCACCGAGAUCUCCAAGGCCUCACUCCACAGUGGGGUUGGCACCAAUACCCAUGCAUGACUCCCAGGAUGCCAUGCAGUGCCUUCAAACAGCCACCAGGCCCUUUUUCAGCAUUGAACAAAACUGGAAGUAUCUCUGCUGUUUGCAUAUUUCCAAUCCUCUGGUAAUGCCACCACAACCCCUGUCUCAAAAAAAAUUGUAUCAGGGAUCAUCUGCAAUUAUGUGGGGGAGCCUACUUCAAGCAAUGAACAUGUAUCGUGAUAGGGAGGGAAUGACCCCGUAGGUUGGAGAACAGCGUGUUGUGAGUUCUAAUCCUGGCUUGACCAUCAUUUCUUCUCUUUGACCCUGAGCCCAAAUAUUUCACUCACCUAAACAUUUGAAGCUUUGAAAAUGUCUUUGAGAAUACAGUUGUACCCCACUAAAAUGGAGGGAGAUUGUAAGUGAAAUGUGUGGAAAUAACUAAGCAACCUAUAGGCUGCUUAACCUCUCAAGAAGAUCCAAGAGCCCCUAAAACAAAGCAAUGGUCCACAUCUUUUAAGCCAGUGGUCUUCAACACCAAAGGGCACCUUAGAAAUAAAACGUCACAAAUGGUUCUUCAGAUAGAAGAUCAAUAACGGCAAGCAAAUGUUUCCUUGAAAAAAAACCUCCAGCACUCCUGACCUUUUAAUGCUAGAUGCAGCUUCAGGAGAAAGUUGGAUGUGUUCUAGGUUGAAUUCUCCAUUCAGGUGGGCCAGCCUGGGCCCAGCAGGCCUGGCCACUACCCUGCAUGAACUAAAUGUGCUCCCUGGUACAAGGGCCGUAGCUCUGUGCUACAGCAUCUGUUUUGCAUGCAGAAGGUCCCAGAUUCAGUCUCUGGCAUCUCCAGGUAGGGCUGGGAGAGACUCCUGCCUGAAAUCCUGGCUAGCCGCUGCCAGUCAGUGUAGAUGAUAUUGAGCAAGAUGGACCAGUGGUCUGACUCAGUAUAAAGCAACUUUCUGUAUUCCCGAAACCUCUGAAAUGCACUAGGAAUCCAUGGUAGAUUUGCAGGGGUUCCCUGGCAAGGGUUUCCUGAAGUUGGAAAAACAGUGCCCCAAAGUAGUCUUCCUCUCCCCCAAAUAGAAUUAUCAUGGUUGAAGAGCUUUGAAAAGUAGAGCUGAUCACAUCCUAAAUGGUUCAGAUGAAAUGACUGUUAUGAAAUAUCUGGGUUAACAUGGCAACAUUUUGAGAGACCCAGUCAUACUGGUGUCCAAGGCAGAUCUUUCCAAAGGCAUCCCUCCCUUCCAAGGUGGUGACAACCUCCUUUUUCCCCAUCUGAAGAAGUGUUCUGCCUCACUCAAAAACUUGCUGUCAUAUCCUCUUAGUUUAGUUGGCUCAACUGAGUCAUUAUUUCAUCGUCUCUCUUUCUUUGGAAUAAUAAUUAAAAAUGUUCCAUAGCAGAAGCAGUUAAAGAGAAUAUGUUGUUCCAAACGGUUCUGCUCUUAUAUUUCCAUUGAAAAUGAAACCAUUUAAUAUAAAUGAAGGACUUGGGAGUUGGGGUGUAUAUUAAGAAGUAGAGCUUUAAGCUUUGAGGGUUUUGAUUUUGAAGAGCUCUGCCUUAAUUUGCCUAUUGGAAUGAUAUGACCAACAAUUCUCAUUUAUUGCACGUUUACUGGGGAAGAAGUGGUGAGCCAGGCUUUGUUUCUAAAACUCUCUGUGUGCAUUAAAAGGAUGAUUCAGUGAAUGCGUACACUGUGUAAUCCAGCUGAGGACAAUGAUGUGCAACUCACUACCCAGCAUUUUUUUCUCAGAAUGGUAUUAACAUUUUAGUCUUAAUAUUUAAAUCAGGAAUGGUCAGAUGCUAACCUUCAGAAUGUGAGCAAAUUUUAAACAGGUGAGGACUUAAUCAGUUUCACUCAUCAGGAUAGAGAAAAGGUUGCAAUAAACAGAGAGACCCCCAUGCUUCAGGGUGACACCUCUCUUUUUAUUUCACAGGUAACAUGCAUGGAACAUGUAAACACUCACAUCUGAGUGUCUUCUUCUGCCUGAGUGCAUAGGCUCCAUAACAAGCUUCCCCAAUAUGGUGUCCUCCAGAUGCUUUGGGGUACAACUCCCAUCAGCCCACCUGGCAUGGGUGUAGAUAGGUUUGGGAAGGUGGACUGAUAAGGGAGAGCCUUGCUGAUAAAUGGCACUAGCUUUAUCACAGAACCGGAGCACUCAUGAGGGUGCAGGUUUGGACAGCACAAUGCAUUUGCACUCCUGCUGUCAGGAGAGGAGAGCAGCCCUCAAGAACAGACUUGCCCUGAUUUAAAGGAAUCUGUGAGGGAGGCAGCGGUGAAUUGAAAUGGCAGCUAGAUGCAUAAUUUGUACAGGUAAAUACAGUUUCUCCCUGCUGUUUCAUUUAAAGAGCUGAUCAGGCAACUGACAGCAUCACUGCUUGUCAGCCUGCCCUAUCUUUAAUGCUACAAAUAACACAGAUGGUAUAUUUGGUGUCUAUGGCUUAUUAACUUGGCACACACAAAAACAUCACUGCUUUCAGCAAAAGUAUCUUUACGUACACCAUGGAAACCCGACACUUUUAGAA